Molecule: messenger RNA, 1334 nt
Organism: Heterotrigona itama
Lineage: Eukaryota; Metazoa; Arthropoda; Insecta; Hymenoptera; Apidae
Source: the annotation of a GenBank genome assembly
AUGAAGAAGGCACUCGCUGCCUGUCGUAAGCAAAGUAAUAAUACGCGCGCGCGUAAGUAAAUGAUGCGAGGCGAAGGACAAGAGGAUGGGAGGUCAGGCUUCGCCUGACAAACUUGCUGACGGGUUUUAAUUAGCGACAGGGGGGGAGGAGAUUAGACAAAGUGAGGCACUCUUGCAGCCGCGCUGGCAUCACUAAUGCAUCUGGGAAUGGGAUUCCGAGGGGGUGGGAAGGCGAGAGACCUUCAGAAGUGACAAUUUCAGGAACGAUUAGCCGUCACCGUUUGAGUUAUGCGCUUACUAAACGGAGCACCUCGCACCCCACGGAACGGAACUGUGGCGUGCAUUUCGUAAAAAUAGAAUUAGAGGGUCUGGAAGUGUGUAUUCUCUCUCUCUCUCUCUCUCCCUCUCUUUCUCUUUCUCUUUUUAUAGUGCGAGGGUGACCGGGGGCUGAACGAGACAAAAAAAUUAGGCCGGUGAUUACACGCAUUAAAAGGAAGACGCCGUUGAUGUCUUAUUUAUUUCUGGCCCCGUUUCAACGGGGAAUUUCUGGCUGUAUGCUACGUAAAUGUUAUUUAGAUCCGUUUUACCGGAGAUUCAUUAAGUGUUGUCUUGAAAUUAUUUAAUCAAAAAGAGCGAACAGAAGUGUUUAUGAUAAUGUGUUUUCGUACAAUUAUUCUUUGGUAAAUGUAUCUUGAAUGAAAUUUCGUUCGGAGAUAAAUUGAGCGUGAGUUGCAUUUCCAGGUCGAACUUACAACGACUUGAACCAGUACCCCGUGUUCCCAUGGGUGUUGACUAAUUACGAGACGAAGGAGCUCGAUCUCAGUCUGCCCAGCAAUUAUCGUGAUUUAUCAAAGCCAAUCGGAGCGUUGAAUCCAAGUAGAAGGGCUUAUUUCGAGGAACGCUUUCAAAGUUGGGAGCAUGACAGUAUACCGCCGUUCCAUUACGGCACGCACUAUUCCACAGCUGCUUUUGUUUUGAACUGGAUGAUACGCGUGGUUUGGAGUAUUGGAACAUUCAGCGAAGAAUUGAUGUUCACGUAUUGCGAAUUUGAUUUAUUUCAGGAGCCGAUGACAACGAUGUUCUUGGCGCUGCAGGGUGGCAAAUUUGAUCAUCCGAAUCGUUUGUUCUCCUCGAUCGCUUUAUCUUGGAAGAAUUGCCAACGUGAUACUUCGGACGUUAAGGAGCUGAUUCCGGAGUUCUUCUUCCUACCGGAAAUGCUAGUGAACAGCAAUCGGUAUCGCUUGGGCAGGCAAGAGGAUGGCAGCGUGGUUGGCGACGUUGAAUUACCACCGUGGGCAUCGUCGCCGGAAGAAUUUAUACGAAUCAAUCGAAUG